Oncorhynchus nerka (sockeye salmon) is the source of this 4109-nucleotide messenger RNA. RefSeq names its product suppressor of cytokine signaling 5-like. Bases 495 to 2198 code for a protein of 567 amino acids. Gene Ontology annotation, cellular component: phosphatidylinositol 3-kinase complex. Gene Ontology annotation, molecular function: 1-phosphatidylinositol-3-kinase regulator activity. Gene Ontology annotation, biological process: phosphatidylinositol phosphate biosynthetic process; intracellular signal transduction. NCBI's taxonomy places the organism in Eukaryota, Metazoa, Chordata, Actinopteri, Salmoniformes, Salmonidae. The record is from RefSeq and is a predicted model, not a curated record. The transcript is spliced from 2 exons.
CCACAGCAGCCUUUUUCAGUCUCCACGUUUCCAAGUAGUUGCCAGGCCACUUGAUCGUCUACUCUGCUAUCAUUGGCGAUAGGUAGUGUCUGUCAUGCUGGGCCGUUGGCAUGGACAUUCCCUAUCCGUAUCCACUAUCUUGAAGCUCACCGUUCUGCUUUACUCAUUGGAGUUCCAUGUUGCCAUUCUCCACCCGUCUGCAAUCUACUGAACGCCUCUUCUUUGCUCGGCUUUAACAGGAAUGAAUACCACGGCCGAAAAGAAGUGUCGGCGAAGAGACAUUUUAUCAUUUUUAACAUGUACAUUGUCUUAGAUUAUUUGAUUAGGGAGACCAUUCGGAAUGAAAUUGAAAACCGGCCGCAUACAUUUUUGUGUUUCAUCGACACCGUGGAGCUCAAGGGGGGAUAUGUGCCUGACUUAUAGCCAUUUUUUUGCAGACAAAGAGAGCUACUGAGUACUGGUUAUAAAAGACAAAAGGGGCUUGGUCACUAUCCAUGGAAAAAGUGGGCAAGAUGUGGAGCAACCUGAGGAACCGAUGCCAGACCCUCUUCCACAGUGACGGUGCGGGACCCAGUACAGAGAACAGCGUGGUGGAAGAGGAUGGUAUGCACUGUGUGGCGGACCUGGGACGGGGAGAAACUUCAGGAGAGGCCCAGGCAUCUCGGGCCUCCAUCCUUUCCCGAAGCCUCUUGCCGCUUCCCGGGGUUACUGGAGGGCGACGUCACAACUGUGUGUCGGACAUCCCCCAGAUGGUAGAGAGAACCACAGACAGAAAAGACAAUGAGGAAGCGAGGGGGGCUCCUUGGGGAAUCCCUAUGGGCCGGAGAGACUCGUACUCGCGCCAUGCACCUUGGGGGGGCAAGAAAAAACACUCAUGUUCCACUAAGACCCAGAGCUCCAUGGAUACAGACAGGCGGUCUGGACGCGCGCGCGGUGCCGCUGGGCGAAGGGAGCGUCGCUACGGGGUCAACUCCAUCCAGGAGAUGGAUGACUCUGGAGACGGGGGGCGUAGUCUGAGCACCCGCUCCCUGCGCCAGCGGCUUAGCGACACAGUGGGCCUGUGUCUACCCCUUCCCCCCCGCCGCCGCUCCCUCUCCUCCUCCCCCCAAACCCCCACCAUCUCCAAGCGCAAGAUCCACCUGACAGAGCUGAUGCUGGAGACCUGUCCCUUCCCCCAGGGCUCGGACCUGGCCAACAAGUGGCACCUGAUCAAGCAGCACACAGCGCCUGUCAGCCCGCAUUCCUCCACGGCUCUGCUAGACGCCUUUGACCCGGCCCACCCCUCCCCCGAGGACGAGGAGGAGCGUCUGCGCGAACGCCGCAGGCUCAGCAUUGAGGAGGGAGUGGACCCCCCACCCAACGCCCAGAUUCACACCCUGGAGGCCUUGGCGCAGUGCUCCUCUCUGUACAAACUGGGACCAAAGAUGGCCCCUGGCAUUGCAGAGGCCUCUGGGGAGGGCACCAUGGCCAGCUGCUCAGGAGGGGCGGCUGGGUCGUCGGGCUCGUCGUUACAGGUGCUCGGAGGGGCUACAGCCCAGCUGGCUGACUGCGACUCGGAGGAGGACUCCACCACCCUUUGCCUGCAGGCCCUGAGGCCUAAGCUACGCCACACGUCCGGGGAUGGCCAUCUGAGUCGGAACCAGUCUGGGCCCUGGAAGGUGCACACCCAGAUAGACUACAUCCACUGCCUGGUGCCGGACCUGCUUCAGAUCACUGCGCUGCCCUGCUACUGGGGCGUGAUGGACCGCUACGAGGCAGAGGCUCUGCUGGAUGGCCGGCCUGAGGGCACCUUCCUGUUACGCGACUCGGCCCAGGAGGACUACCUGUUCUCGGUCAGCUUCCGUCGCUACAACCGAUCGCUGCACGCCCGCAUCGAGCAGUGGAACCACAACUUCAGCUUCGACGCCCACGACCCCUGCGUGUUCCACUCGUCCACCGUCACGGGCCUACUGGAGCACUACAAGGACCCCAGCGCCUGCAUGUUCUUUGAGCCGCUGCUCACGGCGCCUCUCCACCGGACCUUCCCCUCCGGCUUGCAGCACCUGGCCCGCGCCGCCAUCUGCCGCCGGACCACAUACGACGGCAUCGGCGCCCUGCCGCUGCCCCCGGCCCUGCAGGACUUCCUCAAGGAGUAUCACUACAAACAGAAAGUGCGUGUGCGCUGGCUGGAGAGGGAGCCGCCACUCAAGGUCAAAUAGGGGAGCGGUAUCUGGCGGCCUGUGCGCCGCGGACGGAGUUGAAACAGAAAAAUCCCUGCCAAUCAGGAGAGGCCAUACUGAAUGAACAAAGCACUACUCAGUCAGGCAAGGAGGGGUAACAGGAGAAACCAGGAGUUAGGUGAAGUGAGCUAUCCAAGAUUCAUUCUAAUCUCGUUAUUGUUUUAGUUAUCAUUUACAUCACUUGGGAUACAUAUGUAUCGUUAUAUUCAGUACAAUGCUGUCUGGCAAGCACAUGGUUUUUAAUGUUGAACAGGUUCUGAAAGGGAGAGCACAAGCCUUCAUGCUUUGUGUCCCUCUCACCUCUUUCAUUCUGUCAAAUGUCUGCCUGAUCCCACAGCAUGAGCUGCCUGCAUGCCCUCUCCCCCCCCUCCCCCCAGUCUCUAUCUAGGCCCACAUGGUUAGCUAGCUAUGUUGUACAGUUCACUUGUGCUUUCUAUCUUUCCUUUUCCAUUUUCUUGAUCAAGUGACUAUACUGCCUGGCGGGCAUUGUUAGGCCUCAGGUGUAAUGUUAAUCAUCACUCUCCUGGGAGGGGGGGGGGGGGUUGUCCUACAGACAGGCACCCCGACAUCAUGCAUCAAUGAGUAGGUCUAUGUGUAAAAAAAAAAAAAUUAGAAGGUGCUGUUUAGAGGUUCUGUCCUGUAGGUCUUCACCCCAAGGGCAGCGCGGAACGUGGCCACGUCCAAGGGUGCUGCUGCUACAUCCUGCCUCCGUACACCUAUAGGGAGCAGGGCAUACACAGGAGUGGGUGUGUGGUUACAGCGACUCCUGGGCUUUUUGAUAUCCUCACUGUGAUUUCUCUAAGCAUGAAUCAUCGUCUCCCACUGCUACUGUGUUGCCACAGAAGUGCAGCUCUUAUAAUGGAACAAUACUAACAAUAUUUGUCCUGGUUGUUUUCUCUCGUCUGUCAGUGGCUCAAACUGGCAACAGAACACUUUAACUUGGUCUGGUUUGUUUCUGGUCCUGCGUUCUGCCUUCAUGGUGUCACACUGUGCCAUCCUCAGGGUUAACUUGUUAUAAUUCAGGCCCAUUGUUAGGUCAACGAUUGAGCCCAAUGGUAGAGUGAAUGCCAAGAGUGUGUAAAUAUGUUAUCAAGGCAACGGGUGAAAAGUAUCAAAUGUAUUUAGAUUUGGUUACUACAUGUCGGCGACAGCCGUGCGGCCCAAGUAGGCAACGGCAUGGGGAUUUUGUCUUCAGUCUCAAAAACCUGUUUGGGACAGCGAAAUUGUGGCCAAAAUCGUGUAGUGUACACCCAGCUUGACCUAACUAAACUGACCAAGACGUUACUCAAACAACAUACUUUUACAUAAUUCUACCCCAAAACAAUGACAAUUUCUCUCACCCAGUGGCGUAUGGGCUAUUUAGGUAUGCGCUGAUGCCACCCAGUGAUAGGCAGUAGGCCUACCCAGUUUAUCAAAGGCAGGGGGCGCAAAAUAUUGUCCAUGCCCAGCGCGCUUCACCGGUGCAGUACUCCACCAAUGUUCAGUCAAAAGAUUAUCCAACAUAAAUCAUGUAGCAUACCGUAGAAAGUGGCGUUUGCUGUAGCCUCCAUGCUGGAGAUAAAAUGUAUGUCAAUGUCGUGAGACGGACACUUUACUUUAUGCAGGUUUCUCCGAUCAAAUAGCCAAACCUAAAUUGCGCACAAUCGCAUGAAGAACGCUCAUCGACGUAUGACAUGUUAACAAACAACAUUUACAAAAACGGGACGAGUCAAAGUCAAAUGGACAAUAUCUGGAAAGGAAAAUCAAGCUACUCACAGCUAAUGUUCAGGGAGUUUCACCCAUUAGGCUAAAUUGACAUGAUAAUCAGCGAUUUUCAAGUUUGUAUUCGUCCAUUUUUUUUUCUUCCACGAGCUGCAUCAUAGCGGGAAAAUAAAGACUUCUGCAUUUCCA